Melitaea cinxia (Glanville fritillary) is the source of this 3933-nucleotide messenger RNA. RefSeq names its product poly [ADP-ribose] polymerase tankyrase (gene Tnks). The record is from RefSeq and is a predicted model, not a curated record. Gene Ontology annotation, molecular function: NAD+ poly-ADP-ribosyltransferase activity; protein binding. Gene Ontology annotation, cellular component: nucleus; cytoplasm. Lineage: Eukaryota; Metazoa; Arthropoda; Insecta; Lepidoptera; Nymphalidae. Bases 108 to 3560 code for a protein of 1150 amino acids. The transcript has 24 exons.
CAAAUAAGAUCAAGGAGCAGCUGUAAUUGUACGUGUUUUCGUCUGAUAAUUUUAUUUAUCCGAUCAUGGAAGUGUAAUACAAACAGUGAUAAAUGUGAUAAACGAACAUGUCGAGCCGCCGUUCUAUGCUCGGGUCGGCGUUGGACUCGUUGCCGGCACCCAGCGAUCCACUUCGCGAAUUGUUCGAAGCUUGCAAAGUUGGCGAUGUUAGUCGAGUGAAAAAGUUAAUUACACCACAAACGGUGAACGCCAGGGACACAGCUGGACGAAAAUCUACACCUCUUCAUUUCGCUGCAGGUUAUGGUCGCAGAGAAGUAGUAGAGAUCCUGAUAGCUGGUGGUGCUGCGUUACAAGCUCGAGACGAGGGUGGGCUCCAGCCCUUACACAACGCUUGCUCUUUCGGACAUGCGGAUGUUGUACGUGCCUUACUGUCGGCGGGGGCGCCGCCCGCUGCCCGCGAUAAUUGGGGCUACACGCCGUUACACGAGGCCGCUGCUAAGGGGAAGGUUGAUGUUUGUAUUGCCCUCCUCCAGCAUGGCGCCGACCCGAACAUACGGAACACUGAAGGAAAAACGCCGUUGGAUCUCGCGGACCCCGCAACCAGGCCUGUUUUAACAGGUGAGUACUGUGCAGCGGAUGUGUUAGAAGCAGCUAGAUCUGGCGCCGACGACCGCCUCGCGUCCCUCCUGACCCCUCUGAAUGUGAAUGUCCACGCCAGUGAUGGAAGACGGUCCACGGCGCUGCACCUGGCUGCCGGAUAUAACCGGGCCCGGGCCGUCCGGUUGUUGCUGCAGAGGGGGGCGGAUGUGCACGCGAAGGAUAAGGGAGGGCUGGUCCCCCUCCACAACGCGUGCUCGUACGGGCACUACGAGGUGACGGAGCUACUGGUGCGGGCGGGCGCGGAUGUGAACGCGACGGACCUGUGGGCCUUCACACCGCUGCACGAGGCUGCGAGCAAAGCCAGGCUGGAGGUGUGCUCGCUACUACUGAGCGAGGGCGCGGACCCCACCCUGCUCAACUGUCACGGCAAGUCCGCCCUGGACGUGGCCCCCGCAAGGGAGCUGAGGGAUCGCCUGGCGUUCGAAUACCGCGGCCACUGUUUGCUGGAAGCGUGUCGACUGGCCGAACCCGCUAGAGUGAAAAAACAGCUGUCAUCUUUGGGGCAACAGGUGAAUUUAUCAUCCAUGCACUGCGGUCAGCAAGCUGUCCCCGUCCCCAAUGAGAGGUUGACGGAACUGGUGAACUUCCAACACCUGGGGACGGGGGACCGGCCACUGCACUGCGCCGCCGCUAGUGUCUACCCCAAGAGGAAACAGGUCAUGGAGAUCCUAAUAAGAAAGGGCGCGAGGGUUAACGAGAAGAACAAAGACGGACAGACACCCCUUCAUGUCGCGACAGAGAACGCACACUUGGACGCCAUGGAUCUCUUAUUAAGACAUGGUGCGAAGGUGAACGCGUGCGACGGGCGCGGCGAGAGCGCGCUGUCGCUGGCGGCGCGCCGCGACUGCGCCGCCGCCUGCCGCCUGCUGCUGGCGUGCGGCGCGCACGCGCCCGGCGCGCGGCCCGAGCCCGACGACGCGUGCUCGUCGGCGGCGGCGUUACGGCUUCUGGAGGCGGCGCGCGCCGGGGACGCGGACACUGCGCGGGCCGUGCUGGACGCGCGCCCGCGCCUCGUCAACUGCCGCGACGUGGACGGCCGCCACUCCACGCCGCUGCACUUCGCCGCCGGGUACAACAGGUUACCUCUGGCUCAGCUAUUACUACAAAGAGGAGCAGAUGUUCACGCUAAGGAUAAGGGAGGCCUGGUUCCCCUCCACAACGCGUGCUCGUACGGGCACUACGAGGUGACAGAGCUGCUAGUGUCGGCGGGCGCGGGUGUGAACGCAGCGGACCUGUGGCGCUUUACACCGCUACACGAAGCCGCUGCGAAGGGUAAAGCGGAUAUCGUAAGGUUGUUAUUGAAGCACGGCGCGGACCCGACUAGAAGGAAUCGCGAUGGACUGACCCCGCUGCAGUUAGUGCGCGCCGGAGACAGCGACACGGCCGACGCGCUGCGCGGCGACGCGGCACUGCUCGAUGCCGCCAAGCGCGGCGACCUCGCCCGAGCCAAGAAACUAAUCACUCCACAAAACGUCAACUGUAGAGAUGCUCACGGAAGAAAUUCGACACCCCUUCACCUUGCAGCCGGCUACAAUAACUUGGAAGUAGCCGAGGCCCUGCUUGAGGCAGGAGCAGCGGUAUCUGCCAGAGACAAGGGAGGACUAGUGCCUCUCCAUAACGCCGCAUCCUACGGUCACGUCGAACUAGCUGCGUUACUACUAAGGGCUGGAACCCCUCCCAACGCGGCCGACAGAUGGGGCUUCACGCCUCUACACGAGGCAGCCCAUAAAGCCCGGACUCAGUUAUGCGCUUUGCUGCUGGCGCACGGCGCGGACCCGUUCCUCAAGAACCAGGAGGGGCAGACGGCGCUGGAGCUGGCGGGCGCGGACGACGUGCGCUCGCUGCUGCAGGACGCCACGGCGGGCUCGGCCGGCGCGCCGCCCGCCCCCGCGCCGCCGCCCCCGCCCCCCGCGCCGCCCGCGCCCGUGCUGCUGCCCAGCGGGGCCACGGCGCCCCUGCCGCUGCCCGUCAUGCCGAGCAACUACUGGUCGGAGGGUUCUCGAGGCAGCUUAGAAGACGCUGCUGGUAGACCUGCCUCGGCGCUGUCGACCUCGGAGUCUCUUCAUACCUUCCUAACUAGCGUCGGCCUGGAGGAGCUGGCGCCGGUGCUGGAGCGCGAGCAGAUCACGGUGGACAUCCUGUCGGAGAUGUCGCACGAGGACCUGCGCGCGGUGGGCGUGGCCGCCUACGGGCACCGGCACCGCCUCCUCAAGGCGGCGCGCCACAGCCUGCAGGCGCACUCGGAGUGGUAUGGCGGCACGACGUUAGUGGACGUGGUGGCGGGCGCGGAGGGCGAGCACGCGCUGCUGGAGCGCGAGAUGCAGGCCUCCGUGCGCGCGCACCGCGACCGCGCCGCCGGCCACUUCUCGCGGUACAACGUCGUGCGGAUACAAAAGAUCGUGAACGGUCGGCUGUGGGAGCGCUACCAGCACCGGAGACGCGAGGUGGUGGAGGAGGCGGGCGCGCACAACGAGCGCAUGCUGUUCCACGGCUCGCCCUUCAUCAACGCCAUCGUGCAGAAGGGCUUCGACGAGCGACACGCCUACAUCGGCGGCAUGUUCGGCGCCGGCAUCUACUUCGCGGAGCACUCCUCCAAGAGCAACCAGUACGUGUACGGCUUCGGCGGCGGCUCGGGCUGCCCCGCGCACAAGGACCGCAGCUGCUACCUGUGCCAUCGACAAAUGCUCCUGUGUCGCGUGACACUAGGCCGCGCCUUCCAGCUCGUUAGCGCUAUGAAGAUGGCGCACGCCCCGCCGGGACACCACAGCGUGGCGGGCACGCCCAGCCACGGCGGGCUGUGCUUCCCCGAAUAUGUCGUUUACCGCGGCGAGCAGGCCUAUCCAGAGUAUCUGAUAACCUAUCAGAUAGUUUGCGAGGAGAGCAACUCGGGCGCGGUGUAGUCAGAGACAUGUGUAUAUCGUGCAGUAUUAUUAAUAAAAUUUAAUGGCGUGAACACACCUAGGGCCUAAAUUUUAUAAGACAUAGUAAUGCAUGUGGAAAUACCCUUAUUUUGUAUUUCAUAUCACGUGUAUUGUUUUGGACAUGUAUUAAACUUAAUGUUUUAUUGUGUGUGUAAAUAUAUUUAAUUGUUGUUAUUAUUAUUUCGGAAUUGACUUGACGAUGUUCAAAUUAAAUACAAGCCCUAUGUAAAAAAAUGUACAUUUUUAAGCUAGGCGUGUUCUUGUCAUGCGUUUUCUGUAUGUGGGUUGAGUUUACAAUAAGAUAGUUGUAUUAGAAUAAUUUAAUUGAAUAAUAAAAACAUGUUAAAACCGA